Molecule: messenger RNA, 1454 nt
Organism: Suillus clintonianus
Lineage: Eukaryota; Fungi; Basidiomycota; Agaricomycetes; Boletales; Suillaceae
Product: Alpha/Beta hydrolase protein
Exons: 8
Coding region: 478-1416 (312 amino acids)
Biological process (GO): lipid metabolic process
Source: RefSeq, a predicted model, not a curated record
UGAUGAUUGUCUGUCUUUUUCGUGGUUCGGAAGUUCCCUUUCUCUGUAUCCCUUGGUCCUGCUACCGGUACUUAACCCAGUCGAAACCUUCAAGGAGACAGCACAUGCAAUAUGCGGUCAACUGACCAGACGCAUUUAGACGGGCAAUGUUAUUUCGAGCUCCUUGAAUCCAAGAAUAUGUCUAAUCCACAAAGGAACGAGGACGUACUACGUCUGAUCGGUUCAUGCAUCGGUCUAAUUCCAUUCUUGCGGUUACUAGGAAUGGUUGUACUGCAUGGCACCGACUCACUCGUGUCCGUUUGCGCGCAUGCAACCGUAUCCAUCCCGAUGAUGAUCAUAGCACAGUUAGCAGCCCAAAGCCCUCAGCAUAAAUAAGAUCAUCCUUCCUUUGCAACAUGUUCAGCAGGGCUGCUAACCACACCCCUUCCCUGGGAUCAGACACUCCAGCUUUCCGUCAGCUGUGCUCCGCAGUAUAACAUGUUAUUCCUUGCUUCCCUUUCUAGCUUUAUGCUCGCAUGCAUAUUGCAAGUUGCGGCGGUCCCCCAUCCCGCCCCUCCUACAAUGCGUCGGGCGGACGUCUCAGUUCUUACUCAGAUGACGUCCACCCAGCUGGCUGAUCUGGCACCAUAUACUGAAUUUGCUCGUGCUGCUUACUGUUCACCUACCAUCGUCACCGGCUGGCAGUGUGGUCAAGCUUGUGAGGCGGUGCCUGACUUCGAGGUUUCUCUCACAGGGGGUAACGACAACAGUAUCCAAUAUUACUACGUUGGUUACUGGCCAGCCGAAAACACCGUGGUAGUUGCUCAUGAAGGUACAGACCCAAUCCAACUCCUAUCUGAUCUCACUGAUGCCGAUGUAUUGAUGGAACGUCUGAACUCCACGCUUUUCCCUGGUGUUGAUACCAGCGUCGAGGUUCACAGCGGAUUUGCUGACGAGCACGCGCUAACUGCGAGCAUCAUCUUGGAGGAGGUGAAGAGCCUGAUCUCUCAGUAUGAUGCCAGCAGCGUCACACUGAUAGGGCACUCCCUGGGGGGCGCCCUUGCGGAGCUUGAUUGUGUGUUUAUGGCCUUGAACCUUCCCUCUAGCAUCGCUAUCAAGGGUGUGACAUAUGGUACGCCCCGCGUAGGAAAUCCAGCAUGGGCCGCUCUCUUCGAUUCCCUGAUCUCGGACUUCCAACGUAUCAACAACAAGAAAGACAUUGUCCCGAUUGUUCCGGGGCGCUUCAUGGGCUUCUCACAUGUUCAAGGGGAAGUCCACAUCGUAUCGCCUGGAGACGCAUACGAGUGCCCAGGUGAUGAUGAUGCCACGGACGCUCUGUGCACAAUACAGAGUGUGCCCAAUGUCUUGGAGGGCGAUAUCUUGGACCACUUGGGUCCAUACCAGGGGAUUUAUAUCGGCACAAUCUAUUGCACAUGAUUAGCAUGGACUUGUAUUAUAUCAACUGAAAGUAGGAC